Penicillium cinerascens is the source of this 405-nucleotide messenger RNA. RefSeq names its product import motor complex subunit PAM16. Gene Ontology annotation, biological process: protein import into mitochondrial matrix. Bases 1 to 405 code for a protein of 134 amino acids. The transcript has 2 exons. The record is from RefSeq and is a predicted model, not a curated record. Gene Ontology annotation, cellular component: TIM23 mitochondrial import inner membrane translocase complex. Lineage: Eukaryota; Fungi; Ascomycota; Eurotiomycetes; Eurotiales; Aspergillaceae.
AUGGCUCACCGCAUUGUCACCCAAGUCGUCGUCACCGGAGCCCGGGUCUUCGGCCGCGCUUUCGCCGAAGCCUACAAGCAGGCCCAGGCCUCCGGCAAAUAUGCUGCGCAGAAGAAGGGCAGCGGAGGCUUCACCUCCUCCGGCCUGACCCUCGACGAGGCCUGCAAAAUCCUCAACGUCAAGCCCCCGGUGGCCGGCGAGCAGAACGUCGAACACGUUAUGGAACGAUUCAAGAAACUCUUCGACAUCAACGAUCCUCAGAAGGGCGGCAGUUUCUACCUGCAGAGCAAGAUUCUGCGCGCACGCGAGCGCAUAGAGAUGGAGGUCCGAACAGCGGAGCGCCAGGCCGCCACGGAGAAGGAAUUGAAAGAAGGCUGGAAUCCCAAGGUCUACAAGGACCGGUGA